AUGCAGGUAACAGUGCACCACCAUGGAACCCCGCACAGUUUCCAGCUCUCCACCUCAGCAACACUACAAGACCUCUCCGCAGCUAUCGAGAGCGCUUUGAAUAUCCCAGUCGAACACCAGAAGCUGCUCAUAGCCCCGAAACCAGGCAUGCAAAAGGCGCCAUUCCCACCAACAACUCUCUCCGACAUCCUUCCCCUCUCCUCACCCAAGUUCAAGAUCACCCUCCUCGGCACACCCGCUAAAGCAAUCGCCGACCUCCACGAACAGGCUACCAGCGAGCGCAAACGCCAAGAAACACGCGCAUCAGCCCUAGCUGAAGCCCGCAAAAAGCAGCCCACACCAUCUCGCAGCAGCGGCAUCCACACCCUCUCAAGCAACAGCAACUACACUUUCCACCGCCUCCUCCCUCUAAACUACCUCCCAAACCCAGACCGCUCCCUUCAGUUCCUUACUCGCCUACGCGACGACCCAGGCAUUCGCGCCGCAAUGACAAAGCACAAGUUCUCGGUCCCGCUACUCACGGAAAUGAACCCAGCAGAGCACACGACCAGCGAGUCGCGCACGCUAGGACUUAACCGGAACCAAGGCGAGGUUAUCGAGUUACGGCUGCGUACUGAUGCAUACGACGGGUAUCGUGAUUAUAGGACGAUUCGCAAGACGCUAUGCCAUGAGCUGGCGCAUUGCGUGUUUGGGCCCCAUGAUCGAAAUUUCUGGGAUUUGACGGCGCAGAUUGAGCGUGAGGUUGAGGCUGGGGAUUGGAAGUCUGGUGGCAAUCGGUUGACGGGACAGGAGUUUUACAACCCGGCGGAUUGGGAGAGGGUCCAGAGUGGGGAGGAGGAAUUCAUUGAUGAGUGUGGGUGGACUGGGGGUGAGUUUGUACUUGGUGGGUUAAGGGAUGGGAAUAGGGAGAGUGGUGGGACAGAGUCUAGGAGGGAGAUUCUUGCGAGAGCUGCUGAGGAGAGGUUGAAAAAGGAGGGUAGGAAGGAGACGCAGGAUGAUGGGAGGUGA
Molecule: messenger RNA, 1008 nt
Organism: Penicillium cinerascens
Lineage: Eukaryota; Fungi; Ascomycota; Eurotiomycetes; Eurotiales; Aspergillaceae
Product: putative zinc metalloproteinase
Exons: 1
Coding region: 1-1008 (335 amino acids)
Molecular function (GO): proteasome binding
Source: RefSeq, a predicted model, not a curated record